Molecule: messenger RNA, 483 nt
Organism: Schizosaccharomyces osmophilus
Lineage: Eukaryota; Fungi; Ascomycota; Schizosaccharomycetes; Schizosaccharomycetales; Schizosaccharomycetaceae
Gene: tif512
Product: translation elongation and termination factor eIF5A
Exons: 1
Coding region: 1-483 (160 amino acids)
Biological process (GO): positive regulation of translational elongation; positive regulation of translational termination
Molecular function (GO): ribosome binding; RNA binding; translation elongation factor activity
Source: RefSeq, a predicted model, not a curated record
AUGGCAGAAGAAGAACACCAGAUUGACUUUGAAGGUGGUGAAGCCGGUGCCUCUUUGACUUUCCCUACCCAAUGCUCUUCUUUGCGUAAGAACGGACACGUUGUUAUCAAGGGCCGCCCUUGCAAAAUUGUGGAAAUGUCCACCUCCAAGACCGGUAAGCACGGUCACGCCAAGGUCAACAUUGUUGCCAUUGACAUUUUCACCGGCCGUAAAUUCGAAGAUGUUUCCCCUUCCACCCACAACAUGGAAGUUCCCGUCGUGAAGCGUGACGACUACCAAUUGGUCGACAUCGAUGAUGGCUUCUUGUCUCUCAUGACUUCCGAUGGUAGCACCAAGGACGACGUUCGUAUUCCUGAUGGUGAAAUUGGCCAACAAAUCCAAGAAGGCUUCGAGGAAGGCAAGGACAUGAUUGUAUCUGUCGUUUCUGCCAUGGGUGAAGAAAUUCCUCUCACCGUUCGUGAAGCUCCUAGCGGUUCUUCUUAG